UACAGUUCAUCAAAAUAGCUCGGAAGUAGCCUGCAGGAUUCACGACGCAUGACGACGACAGUAACAGUACGUACAAUACAAGUGGACAUUCAUUAGCCAGAGGAUACACCCAAGUGCGCAUGCGCGUCAGUGCAAUCUGUGCACGCGGUCGCUGGGACGGAGCCGUAUUCGUGCGCGCGCGCGUAAACAAACACGGUGCGGCGGCGCUCCGAGCUCGUUGUGUGUGUGGAGGCGUAACGGCUUUUCCGAACGGGUACUGUAGCGCUCCUUUAAAAGAACAAUGAGGAAAACAAGGAGAGGGGAGAAGUAAUAUUUUUUUCGUAUUGUUGUCUGCUUUUCCUUUGUUUGUUAUUUAUUUGUUUUUUGUAUUGAGACAUGAUAAGGGAGCUGGUGUGCGGCGCUGUGGCUCUGUUACUGUACGUGAACACGCUCGACGCUGAUUUCUGCUACGAUGACAGCCGCGCUAUCAAAACCAACCCAGACCUCCUGCCAGAGACACCUUGGACCAACAUACUAUACGACGACUUCUGGGGCACUCUGCUCACUCACAGUGGCAGCCACAAGUCCUUCCGGCCACUCUGCACUCUCUCCUUCCGCCUCAACUAUGCUCUGGGUGGCCUGGAACCACGUGGCUACCACUUAUUCAAUGUGGGCCUGCACUGCUGCGUCACCGUCCUCUUCACUGCACUUUGUGGCCUCCUGCUAGCCGGAGGACCCUGGAGUCUGCUGGCUGGACUCCUCUUCGCCUCGCACCCGGUGCAUACGGAGGCCGUAGCAGGACUAGUAGGACGUGCAGAUAUGGGCGCUGCCCUGUGCUUUCUGCUUUCUCUGCUCUGCUACAGGUGCCACUGCAGGCUCCGGCCAAAUGCCGGAAAUUCAUGGUGCACGAGGUGGAGAGUGCAGGCAUGGCUGGCCGGUAGCCUGGUUGCUGCAGCAGCGGCCAUGUUUUGGAAAGAGCAGGGGGUGACCGUCCUGGCCGUGUCAGCUGUCUAUGACAUCUUUGUGGUCCACCGCAUGCACUUGCAUAAUGUUCUAGCAGUCCUUCUUAAGAGGAAAAAUGCACCUCUGCUGGUAAGCCUGGCUUGGUUGGCUGGCUGGGGUGCAGUUCUACUGGCAGCUCGACUGUACUGGAUGGGCUGCAAACCGCCACACUUCUCCAACUCAGACAAUCCGGCAGCUGAUUCAGCUCAACUCCUCACCAGAACACUUACCUUUCUCUACCUGCCGCCUGCCAAUGCCUGGCUCCUUCUUUGUCCACACACCCUUAGCUUUGAUUGGUCUAUGGAUGCCAUACCCUUACUUACAAACAUUUUUGAUUGUAGGAACUUGUGUUCACUGACAUUUUACUUAGGCUUUGUGGUGCUUGCUUGGUUCGGCUUAAGAAGCAACAAUUCUGCAACUUCCCAAACAACCAACGGAAAAUCCCAUGUGAUAAAUGGAAAAGCUCUGGCUAAUGGACACAGCAUGCAUUUUCCUGAUACCAGUGAUACACACGACAUCAUCUACCACCACAAUGGCUUAAACACAUCAGAUUUUGUUGCCAGCACCCAGAAUGGAUAUGCAGAACACCUUCAUGCAGCUACUCAAACAUCUCAUUCAUCUAAAGAGAACAUGGUGGUCUUCUCACUUGGUCUGCUCGCUCUGCCUUUUCUCCCUGCCACCAAUCUGUUUUUCUACGUGGGCUUUGUGAUGGCAGAGAGGGUUCUCUACAUUCCUAGCAUGGGCUUCUGUCUACUCGUGACACUUGGCAUAAGGGCCAUGUUUGUAAAAAUGAGGCGAAGAAGCACCAGAGCAAUGCUUUUUGCCUGUGCUGCUGGACUUGUGCUGCUUUACAGCCUCAGAACAGUGUGCAGGAACCAAGACUGGCAGAAUGAAGAGAUGCUCUACAGGUCCGGUAUAACUGUUAACCCUGCCAAAGCUUGGGGUAACCUUGGCAAUGUCUUAAAGAACCAGGGUAAGAUGACCGAAGCAGAGGAGGCAUACAGAAAUGCUCUAUACUACCGUGGCAACAUGGCUGACAUGCUCUACAACCUAGGUUUGUUGCUACAAGAAAGUGAACGUUUCUCUGAGGCUCUGCAUUAUUAUAAACUGGCUAUCCAAAGCAGACCGACUCUGGCAUCUGCUUAUUUGAACACUGGGAUUAUAAUGGAGUCUGAGGGAAACAUUGAGGAGGCCAAGCGCACAUUUCAGAAGUGUGCCAGCAUCCCAGAUGAAAACCUGAAGGACCCCCACGCUCACAGAAGUGCAGUCACUAGCUGCUUAUACAAUCUUGGAAAGCUGCUGCAUGAACAGGGUCAGCAAGAGGAAGCCCUGUCUGUUUAUAAAGAGGCUGUGAAGAAGAUGCCUCAUCAGUUUGCACCUCAGAGUCUUUACAAUAUGAUGGGUGAGGCCUAUAUGAAACUAAAUAAGCUUGAGGAUGCAAAGCACUGGUACAGAGAGUCACUUAAGGCCAAACCAGACCAUGUUCCUGCCCACCUGACGUAUGGCAAGUUGCUAUCUAUUAUGGGCCAUAAAAAUGAAGCAGAGCAUUACUUCCAGAAGGCAACAGAGUUGGAGCCCAUGAAGGGGACGUGUUAUAUGCACUAUGGUCAGUUUUUGGUGGAACAGUCCCGAUUAGGAGAAGCUGCUGUGAUGGCUGAGAGAGCUGCUGAACUUGACAGCACAGAUUUCGAUGUAGUUUUCAGUGCUGCUCAUAUACUCAGACAGGCGAGUCUAAACGAGGCAGCUGAAAGGUAUUAUGGGAAGGCUGCAGACAUAAGACCAGAUUAUGCUGCUGCUCUGAUGAACCUCGGAGCCAUCCUCCAUCUCAAUGGAAAGCUUGUGGAGGCAGAGGCCAACUACUUGCGUGCGCUGCAGCUCAAACCCGAUGAUCUAAUCACGCAGUCCAAUUUGCGCAAACUCUGGAACGUCAUGCAUAAAAGAGGCCUGAAGAUCACGGGGUCAUGACCGUACUUUAGCACAAGCUUUGUAAAACUGAUACAUCUUACAGUGAGGAUUUGAUGCUCCGAGCCUUCCGUGUUUAGUGAUCUGAUUCAGCAUCACAGCUCUGGUUAAGAGCAGAAGGAGCUUGCAUGGACUCCUGUGGGAGCACUGAUGAGGCACUGGGAACAACUUGGUCCAUGAUCAGAGAACAUCCUUGCCUUUAUGAAUGGGCAGAACGAGUGACUACCAUAAAGAAAAUCUACCAGAAUGAAAGAGAAAUUACUUGGAAGUGUCUUAUUUUAUAAAGCAAAUUGUAAAAAGUUAAUUUAU
Clarias gariepinus (North African catfish) is the source of this 3252-nucleotide messenger RNA. RefSeq names its product transmembrane O-mannosyltransferase targeting cadherins 2a (gene tmtc2a). Gene Ontology annotation, biological process: protein O-linked glycosylation via mannose. Gene Ontology annotation, molecular function: mannosyltransferase activity; protein binding. The transcript has 12 exons. The record is from RefSeq and is a predicted model, not a curated record. Gene Ontology annotation, cellular component: endoplasmic reticulum membrane. The coding region runs from base 376 to 2946 and encodes 856 amino acids. NCBI's taxonomy places the organism in Eukaryota, Metazoa, Chordata, Actinopteri, Siluriformes, Clariidae.